Volvox carteri f. nagariensis is the source of this 885-nucleotide messenger RNA. RefSeq lists its product as uncharacterized. The transcript is spliced from 3 exons. Bases 1 to 885 code for a protein of 294 amino acids. The record is from RefSeq and is a predicted model, not a curated record. NCBI's taxonomy places the organism in Eukaryota, Viridiplantae, Chlorophyta, Chlorophyceae, Chlamydomonadales, Volvocaceae.
AUGGGCGCGGCCUGCGCCACCCAGCAAAUGGCCAGGGCUGCGCCCUGGCUGGACGCGGCCCUCGGAUACAAGGCGCCGGAGGGCGCAUACCAGCUGGAUGGCUUUCAGACUGCCGGUCAUGGGAACCCGGGAGGCGUGCUGUUGGUGCGGGAUGCUCAAUUGCCCACAACCCAUGACUUGGCGCAUCAUCGCAGGGACCAGUCGGGUGGCUAUGAUGAUGAGGUGGCUGCUGCGGUGGUGGCGGUGGCUGCUGGCUAUCACGAUGCACCAGUCACCGCUGCGGCAGCGGCAGCAGCGACGACCGGCCUGGCGGCGCAGCACAGCAGCGCGGGCCCCGGAUGGGGCUUGUACGGGAGGGGAUACGGCGGGGACCAGUCGGAUGGCUGCUGCGGUGGCCAUGGGGGUUUCACGACCAGUGACAUGCAUGGCCUGGGACAGCUACGUGAUCGACUGCAGUGGAAUACGGAGAUGAAUACAGAGUGGAUGUAUCACGGUGACCCGCUCAUGACCGGCGGAGGCAUGGACUGCAGCUACCAGCUACACGGCGGGGUGACGAGCGGGGCGCUCUGGUUAAGUGGGCGUGGAGACAAAACCCUGGAGGGGGUGCACCACACACAGCAGGUCCCGGGUUACAGCAGUGGCUCUCAGGAUCGGGGCGUAGUGGUGACGGGAUCAGCAAUGAACCACCAACGUUUGUCGGGCUUGCAACACUGUCGCCAGUGUCGCUGUCGCCAGUGUCGGCAAUGUCUCCGAGUGGGGGUUGUGGGCACGGACGGGGGCGUAGGUGACAGCGGUCCACAGCGGAUUGGACAGGCGGGCUUUACUAAAAUCUUAAUUGGAUCCAUUGGGAGGGCGAUGAACAUGCCGAUUGAAGCGGAGGCAUGA